AUGGAGACGCUCGACACAGAUGCUCUGCGGUCGGUGUUGAGGUCGCUCUGUGAUCGCCAUCCCGAGAUAGCCUCUGAGGUCAUGCACACUGCCCCCCGGCCCAGCGUCAGCGCCGCCCUCCAAGUCCUUAACAACUACCAGUCCACUCUACAGUCCUCUUUCCCGCUGGGCGGGAACCCUUCCUCCGACUAUGCAUAUAAUCGAGUCCGCCAGCAUCUUACCAACCUCCUUGAAGCUCUGAACGACUUUACACCCCAUUUUCUCCCGCCAAAUGAAUCGCAACCAUCAACGUCACUAAGUUACCUAGACGGUGCUACAGAUAUCAUACAUCAACUUCCACGGUGGACGACGCCACAACACAAUCUUGAGAAGUAUGCAGCGUAUGAAGAGAUGAGCAAAGCAUGGUGUCUAGUAAUCAGGGAAGCAGCAAAGCGUGGAGGCGGUAUCCAACUGCAGUACGGAGGCUGGGAUCAAAAGCUUGCAAAGCACAACGAGACCGCCGGAGGAAAACUUCAGGACGCCGUGAAUGAAUUGAACCAGAGCCUUGGCUGGAUCGGUGGCAACGUGGGCAACCCGUGCAAUUCCAACGCCGGCAGCUCUCAAGGCGACAUGUCGUCAAUACGUCAACAGCUCAUGUCAGGCACUUACGGAGCUGGCCUGCCGUUGAAGGUCGGGCCAUGGUAA
Molecule: messenger RNA, 684 nt
Organism: Trichophyton verrucosum HKI 0517
Lineage: Eukaryota; Fungi; Ascomycota; Eurotiomycetes; Onygenales; Arthrodermataceae
Exons: 1
Coding region: 1-684 (227 amino acids)
Biological process (GO): proteasome localization; nuclear protein quality control by the ubiquitin-proteasome system
Cellular component (GO): nucleus
Source: RefSeq, a predicted model, not a curated record